Messenger RNA from Penicillium macrosclerotiorum, 2127 nucleotides. RefSeq lists its product as uncharacterized. Bases 1 to 2127 code for a protein of 708 amino acids. The transcript has 3 exons. Gene Ontology annotation, molecular function: hydrolase activity, hydrolyzing O-glycosyl compounds; carbohydrate binding. Lineage: Eukaryota; Fungi; Ascomycota; Eurotiomycetes; Eurotiales; Aspergillaceae. The record is from RefSeq and is a predicted model, not a curated record. Gene Ontology annotation, biological process: carbohydrate metabolic process.
AUGUUACUCUACCUGCUGGCUCUCGGGGCGAUUGGGCUCUCGAGCACGGUGGCCAGCUCGGCCCCUUACCACCUCCCGUCCUCGAAGGGAUUCCGUAUGCAACAUGGAUUCGAGACCGUGUUAGUACAACCAUUCGGGUAUGAUGGCUUUCGAGUCCGGGCAUGGCCCUUCCGUCCACCAACGGGGCAAGAGAUUGGUUUCGUCUACGACCCGCCUCUGGAAGGACCGGAGGGAGGAGAGGCACGCGGCAUGACGUUUGAUACAUCGUUCAAUGGCAAUCAAUCGGAGGAACUGCGCAAUGGCAAUAUGGUUGUCCGUACCUCGGGAUGGGGUGGCAACCCGGGGGCUAUCGUCUGGCGUUUUACCGUGUGGAGGGGAACGGAUCAGAGACGCUCCUUACAAACGAGACCAGGGAGUGAAUUUGCAGCCGAGUUCUCUUUUAGUACUACACCCGAUGAGCAGAUUUAUGGCACCGGCACUCAGCAAGACCAUCUGGUGAACAAAAAAGGCAUGACAAUCGACUUGAUCAACUUCAACACACACAUUCCCACCCCAGUAUUUAUGAGCAGCAAAGGCUAUGGGUUUGUGUGGAACAUGGCCUCGACCGGUCGCAUGGAGUUCAGCACCUUGCGAAACCGAUUCAAGACGGAUGCAGCGACCGUGGUGGAUUAUUUGAUAGUCGCGUCGAGCCCGGGGGACUAUGAUACCCUGCAGCAACGCCUCUCGGCGCUGACGGGUCGUGCUCCCACCCCCCGAAUUGUGGUGCUGUUGGCCGAGCAGUUUCACAAACGCAAGAUCCCAGUUUCACUCAUCGUCAUUGAUUAUCAAUCUUGGGCACACCAGGGUGACUGGAGCCUAGACACAAGCCUCUGGCCAGAUGUCGCAGAUAUGUCCAAGAAGGUCAAGAACCUGACCAACGCGGAAAUGAUGGCAUCCCUUUGGCCAAGGGUGGCCGACAAUAGCUUGAAUUACCUGGAAAUGAUGGCACAAGGAUUUUUGUCUGCCACCCGGUCCGGGCCUGGCAUAACAGACUCUUGGAACGGAUCUUAUAUCCGGAACUAUGAUUCCACAAACCCUGGCGCACGCCGUUUUCUGUGGGAGACCCUGAAAAAGAACUACUUUGAUAAUGGCAUCAGAAACUUCUGGAUCGAUCAGGCUGACGGAGGUGCACUCGGAGAAGCCUAUGAGAACAACGGUCAAAGUGCCUAUAUUCAAUCGCUCCCAUUUGCCCUUCCAGACGUUCUCUAUGCCUCUGGAACCCAACAAAGUGUUGGAAAACUUUAUCCCUGGGCCCACCAGCAAGCGAUCGAAGAUGGUUAUCGGAAUGUGACGUCGACCGAGAUGGGAUCCCCCUGCGAUCAUCUUUCGCUGAGUCGUUCUGGAUAUAUAGGCUCUCAGCGCUUUUGCAGCAUGAUAUGGUCCGGAGACACAACUGCAGUGUGGGAGACGCUCAGUGCACAAGUAGCGAGUGGACUGUCAGCGGCUGCAACGGGCUGGGGGUGGUGGACUCUAGAUGCUGGCGGAUUUCAGGCUGAUCCGACUGUACCAUGGAGUGCUAACAUUGACACACCGGAAUAUCGUGAGUUAUACUUGCGUUGGUUGCAAUGGGCAACCUUUCUGCCAUUUAUGCGAACCCAUGGAUCACGUGCGUGCAACUUCCAAGAUGCCUACACCUGUGCCAAUGAGCCAUGGUCCUAUGGUGCAGAAAACACGCCAAUAAUCGUCUCAUAUAUCCACCUGCGGUACCGAAUAAAAAAUUACCUCCAUGCGAUUUUUGCCCAAUUCCACCAAACCGGUCGGAUGAUCAUGCGUCCCCUUUACAUGGACUUUCAAGUGUCGGAUCCCCAUGUAUUGGAAAUGACGAGGCAAAACAGUAAUGUUACCACGCAGCAAUAUAUGUUCGGGCCACGACUGCUAGUGACUCCUGUAACUAUGCCAAAUUCUACUGAGUGGUCUGUCUAUCUUCCACAGCCUGCGGGAAAUGAAACCAACCCGUGGACAUACUGGUGGACCAAUGAAACCUACGCCGGGGGACAAACAGUGGUCGUGCCCGCGCCGGCCGAACACAUCCCGAUAUUUCACCUAGGGCCAAAAAGCGAUGUCUUCGAUGGAACAAUCUUCGCAUGA